Molecule: messenger RNA, 1105 nt
Organism: Phragmites australis (common reed)
Lineage: Eukaryota; Viridiplantae; Streptophyta; Magnoliopsida; Poales; Poaceae
Exons: 6
Coding region: 189-713 (174 amino acids)
Biological process (GO): vesicle-mediated transport
Cellular component (GO): membrane
Source: RefSeq, a predicted model, not a curated record
CCACUAAUUUAGGCCGGCCUUUUCCCUCGAAACGACUGCCAGUCUGCUGCUCCUACUGCGAGAAGAGAAUUUUGGGUUCUCCUUUCGCCGGGAUCCUCCGACGACCCUCGUCGGCGACGGGCGAGCACUUAUAAUUUUGAAGGAGCCGCAGGACGAGGGGAGAGGAAGAGAGAGCAGAGCAGGAAGCCAUGGACAGGAUGCGGGGCGCGCUGGAGCGGGCCAAGAUGCUGGUGGGCAUGGAGGUCGACGAGGAGUCCGCGCUGCCGCCGCCCGAGGAGCAGUCCUUCUUCGACGACAUCAACCGCCACUGCACCCUCAACACCACCCAGAGGCUGUACGGUUUCGCGAUUUGCUUGGCUGCCGGUUUGACGUGCACCUUCUUGUCGAUGCUUGUUUUCUUCAAUCCGGUGAAAUUCGGGGUGACAUUCACCCUUGGCAAUUUGAUGGCCCUUGGAAGUACAGCAUUUCUUAUAGGCCCCAAAAGGCAGUUUGAUAUGAUGCUUGAUUCUGUGCGAAUUUAUGCCACUGCUAUAUACAUUGCAAGCAUCAUAAUUGCUCUAUUCUGCGCUCUCUAUGUUCAUAGCAAGUUGUUGACUCUACUGGCUAUCAUUUUGGAAUUUGGUGCCCUUGUUUGGUACAGCCUUAGCUACAUACCUUUUGCAAGGUCAAUAGUUUCAAAAGUGAUGACAUCUUGCUUCGACACUGAUUUCUAGAUCAGCCAUCCUUGUCUACCUGCCAUUGCUGGACGAGUAGAUGUUGGUAAAUCUAGUAUUGUACUUUUGACAGAUGAAGAGGGAGUCACCUCACCUCCCCCGAGAAGCUAUUGUGAUCAUUGUGAAUCGAGUACAUCAUAUGCUAGAAGAUCAUGUUACAUCUUUUCCACUGUUCUAACCUUCAUACAUUUACUGUCUGUGAGAUGCUUGGCGCAUUCACCGUGGAUACAGAGGAACAGUAUUGUGAUAUCCCUGCAACGGCAGUAUUGUGCUUGUGUGUGCAGUUUGUUUGUCAAGGUUUGUUGAAUCAAUGCUGUAAAAAAUUUCACGAUGCAUGACUGGUAAUGAUAUGCCUCAUCUGCCAUGAUUGGCGGAAUGCCGAUGAUUUUGGA